GAUGUAAUAUUGUUGAAUAAACCUGUAACAAUAAGAAUCUACUGAGAAUGAUUUGUUUAAUGAGCGUGAAAAUGGCAUGAGUGAUAUGUCUGAAACCUGAUGCUGAGAUAUGCCGCUAGUCGGCUCAAUAUGAAGAAUAUUAGAAACCUAGUUCUCUUGUUCCAUCUACUCGGCUGUAUACAGGGAGCGUCUAUAGGAGAAGGAAUAAUGAAGAAAAUAGCCACAGGAAUACAAAACACAGUAUUCGAAGUGAAAACGUGCGGCAGGCCGGAGAUAAACAAUGUGAUGCAGAAUCUAACUCUUAAACCUGGGGACACAGCUAGUUUCCGGUGUACAGUUGACAUGAAAUGCCUUGUAUCCUACAUACAAUGGUAUCACGAGAUGAACAAUGGUACAAUGCGGCUUCUAAGGACUGCUCGGACACAUGGAAAUCCAUAUCAGUUUCGUAUUGUUGAUGUCAGUGAUAUGGAUGAAGGGUUCUACACGUGUAUUGCUGGAAAUAUAAUGGGAGAAACUGUCAGUUCAGCGUAUCUCGAGGUUAGCUUUGCUCCGAAUCUAAAUCAAUCGAACCUUCUCCUCCUUCUCCUUCUUCUUCUUCUCUUCUCUACAGAACAACCUGUGAUAAAAUAGAUCAAAAGCAUCAAGCAUUCUCAACACACUAGACUUAUUAAUUGGACUAAGUGGCAAAAGUUGAUUUUUGAAUGGAGCUUCCAAGGGAUUGGUAAACUUAAGAACAUGAACUUUUAAAUAGAUUAAUUCAACUUUUAACCGAAUAUACUUCCUUGGGAGUGGGACCCAUAACACUGUGGAAUAGAAAGACGAGUGGUAGUCAAUUAGUCUUUAGAUAUUAUUCAUUAUAAACAUGAAACACAGCAAACACUUGAAAAGCUGCUGAUAAACGCUUUGCUUUAUUAAAAAUCAAAUACACAUCAAAUUGUCAAAAUGCCUUCUUACUAUUCCAAAGUUUUUUGAGUCCCACUGUUUAUAGGAAGGAACGGAAGAAGAAGAGGGGGGGGGGUGUUGAAAUAUAGAAUCUUUAUAUUUAUCAAUUUUUCUGUUUUAUAUUAAAAUGUUUCAUGUUAUACCAAUUUUGCAAGAAUUUCCUAAAAAGCAAUACUUUUCAAAAGUUAUUUUUAUUAAUAAUCAAAUAGAAAAUGAUUUCUUCCUAAAAUAUUAAAGUUUGUAUUUUGAAGAAGCUUACACCAUUACAUGAACAGAAAAAAAAGAAAAUACCAUUUUGUAUUAAUUAACUGUUGUAGAAAAUUUAAAAGCAUUUUCAAAAUAUUUAAUUUUUGAGAAAAAUUUUGUUAUUAUUAUGGCUACAACAUAUGUUCAAAUAUAUCAUUAAACAUAUAAAUGUAUAUGUUUUUGUAAAUUGUAAAUUUGUAAAUUAUAUAUGUAGAAAUAUGAUGAAGUUUUUUUAUGAAAUUUUUAUUUAUGUUUUACACAUUGUACACAGGGAGUUUCGACAAACAUAGGAAAUCUGGAUUGAAAAAUGUCGUCUUUUUUACGCGGCAAUAUUUUGGAACCAGCGAACUAUUCAAAUUUCAUCGAUUUCCUAAAUGUGUCAGAACUCUCUCGGAUAGAAUCACAACAAACCCAUGAAAAAGAACAUUGUAAUUUUUGUAUUAAAUUAUUUUUCAGUAUUUUUAAACGGCAAACAUUUCUGUCACAUAUUUAAAAAUUGCAUUAAUGUUUUGAAUCAAACCUAGUUCUUAAAGGGACUGUUAGCGUGAUUAUCAACAUUUAAAAGCGUUCCCUGUAAUUAUUAAUAUUAAAAUUACAGGUGUUUUUAAGGGUUAUUUCGGGAAUCAUAUUAAAAUAAGUUCAAAAAAGAUUAUGUUAGCAGUCCCUUUAACUUUAAUAAUGAAUUUACUUUCACCCAAUCAAUAUGAUCACGAAUGUAUGUUUAAGGUGAAUAUCAGAAUGAAUGUUUAGGAUGAAUAUCAGAAUGAAUGUUUAAGAUGAAUAUCUGAAUGAAUGUUCAAGAUGAAUAUCAGAAUGAAUGUUUAGGAUGAAUAUCAGAAUGUAUGUUUAGGAUGAAUAUCAGAAUGAAUGUUGUUUAGGAUGAAUAUCAGAAUGAAUGUUUAGGAUGAAUAUCAGAAUGAAUGUUUAGGAUGAAUAUCAGAAUGAAUGUUUAAGAUGAAUAUCAGAAUGAAUGUUUGGGAUGAAUAUCAGAAUGAAUGUUUGAGAUGAAUAUCAGAAUGAAUGUUUCAAGGUCGGUGCUUUGUCGUAAGAGGUGCGAUUAUUCUUAAUUUUUAAAAGAUGUUUUUUUUUACAGGCCAGGGUUCUUCAGCGGGGCUUCAUGUAUUAAACAAGUAUUGUUUUGAUCAUAAAAAAAAAAUUUAAAUAUUCAGAAAAAAAGUAUAAAUAUAUCAUGUUUGUUAAAAAUGACAAAUGUUCAAAUAUCGAAAGUAAAUAUAUAAAUCUGCAAGAUGCUGGCUCUUGUUGCUUGAGUCUUGAGUCAAUCAAAAUUUACAGAUUUCUAUUGAAAAAAAGAAAAA
Molecule: messenger RNA, 2504 nt
Organism: Eurytemora carolleeae
Lineage: Eukaryota; Metazoa; Arthropoda; Copepoda; Calanoida; Temoridae
Product: fibroblast growth factor receptor
Exons: 8
Coding region: 100-630 (176 amino acids)
Source: RefSeq, a predicted model, not a curated record